This is a messenger RNA of Cottoperca gobio, 3067 nucleotides long. Its product is annotated as protein kinase C and casein kinase substrate in neurons protein 3-like. The coding region runs from base 957 to 2129 and encodes 390 amino acids. The record is from RefSeq and is a predicted model, not a curated record. Lineage: Eukaryota; Metazoa; Chordata; Actinopteri; Perciformes; Bovichtidae. Gene Ontology annotation, biological process: cytoskeleton organization; regulation of endocytosis; plasma membrane tubulation. The transcript has 10 exons. Gene Ontology annotation, molecular function: protein binding; phospholipid binding. Gene Ontology annotation, cellular component: plasma membrane; endosome; cytoplasm.
AGCUUUAAAAUACUUUGAUAUGAAUGCUUCUGCGUGAUCAAAUGAGAAGAUGAGCUGUGAGUUUCCUUUCCUCUGCUUUGACAAGAACAGAAUCAGACAAGAAACUGAAAUCUAAAUUGAGCCUUCAGUGACUCCCUGCCAUGUUUCCACUUGCAGCUCAUAACAACUUUUAAAAAAAGAAGUGAAUUAACAUGAGAAUAUACGCAUUAACACCAGCAAGCCAAGGGAAAGAAAGUCCUAGAUGAGGCUGACUCUCCGUCAUGCUCAGUCUUGUGAUGAGGUGUGGUUAGUCACUUUCAUAUUACACAGCCAGCAAUGUGUCAACGUGUUACCCAGACAGAAAUAGGCCAGAAUGUAACCGCGUCCUUUGCAUGUUUGUGCACGCAUCUCCCUUUCUUUUGUUCAAUCUUUCUCCAAUGUAUACGUCACUUCGUGCUUUGUUGUCCGGACACUUUAUUCCUCUCAAAUCCUGGAUUCUCGUUUGUUUGCCAAAGCAGAACUCUUGCGCACAUGAUCAUGUGUCAUGAUCUCCGAAUCGAAUGGCAGGAGGAGUCAGAGUGGGAGACAGUUGGUUCUAAUAGGCCUUGUAUUAGUCAGAGCAAUGGGAAAGAUGACCUUUCCCUGCUGUUUAUUUUGGGAAGGCAACAGGAAGAAUGCCGCAGCAGCUGCUCUAUUCCUACUGGCAGAUCCCACCCCUGUGAAUUCCAGUCUGCCACUGCACGACACUUCCCUUACUCACGCAGGGGGCUUCUUGGAUGUAUCCAGGCACUGUACAGUGUAAAUAACACCUAAUCUAAGUUGUUAUGGCAAUAAGCUCAGCAACACACACGGCAAGGUUUCAGCCGCCAAUUAUUUCCUAGCAGACUUGCCUGCCAUGCAGGAGGACCGGCUGUGUUUAUGAGGAAGUCCGCCUGCUCUAUCUGCCCAUUACACCGUGUAGACGCUCAACCUGUUGUAUGACAAUAAUGGCGAGCCUAACCAAAGAGCCGAACGGAGAUGCCAAGAGACAGAGCUUCUGGAUGCCGGGGAAUUAUGUGCCUACGGUGCACCGAACUGAGCAGUCCUUCCAGGCUUGCAACGACAUUGUGGCAUGUUUCACGGAGAGAGCAAAGGUAGAAAAGCAGUACGCCCAGCAGCUCAGCCAGUGGAGCAGCAAGUGGAAGUCCAUUGUGGAUUCUCGGCCACUUUAUGGCUCCCUCAUGAGGGCGUGGCAAUGUUUCUUCACCUCCGCUGAGCGUUUGUCCGCCCUCCACUCCUCUAUCUCCCAGUCGCUCAUGGCGGAGGAAAAGGACCGGGUGAAGACCUGGCAGAAGGAGACCUUUCCAAAAAGACUCUUCUGUGGGUUCAGGGAGAGCCACGGCAACAAAACAAGUUUUACUCGUGCGCAGAAACCCUGGUCCAAAAAGCUGGUGAAGCUGGAGCAGGCCCGAGUUGCAUAUCACAAGUCCUGUCAGAGGGAGCAAACGGCCCUCGACAAAGAGAAACAAGCAAACGAAAACGCUCAGAUGAGUCUGGAGAAAAAGCAGAAAAUCACAGAGUCCAGAGAAAACGUCACAGAGGAGAAAGAAAAGAUUAGAGACCGCUACGAGAAACUGCUGGAGGACGUGACGUCCUACACACCUCGCUACAUGGAGGAGAUGGAAGCCAUCUUUGAACAGUCGCAGGAGGAGGAGAGGAAGAGGAUCAGCUUUCUGAAGCAGGCCUUCCUCUCCAUCCACAGACAUCUGGACAUUACCAACAAUGAGAGUGUGAAGGCGGUGUACAGUGAGCUCCACAACACUCUGAUGUCCAUCAGUGAGCAAGAUGAUCUCAAAUGGUGGAAGAACAACCACGGACCUGGCAUGCCCACCAACUGGCCAAAGAUCGACGAAUGGGUGCCACCAGUAAAAAAGUUAAAUCGAAAGAAGAGAGACCAGAAAAGAAAAGAGGGCCGACCUGUGAUGAUCGGGGGUGUGAAGGUGCGAGCUAUGUACGACUACGUGGGAGAGGAGGGCGAUGAGCUGUCCUUUAAAGCAGGUGAAGUGUUCCUGAAGGUCGAGGAGGAGGACGACCAGGGUUGGUGUCGAGGAGUCCUGAAUGAAGGGAAGGAGGGUUUCUACCCAGCCAAUUACGUUGAAGUUGCAGAGUGAUGUCAUACUCCCUAAUAUACUAUGUCCUAAACUUAUUUCUCACAAAGAGUUAGUUUUCAAAUCUUUUAAAAGUAACAAUUAUUAUUAUUAUUAUAGUAUGUUUGUCACACUGAGUUUCUGUCACAUAUAAUCUGUUCCCUGCCAUUUUUUAAAAUUUGUUGAGGCCUUAAUAUUCUAACCUACUUUGGUUUGAGUAUUUCUACAAUAUGAUUUAACUUAUUAAAGACUAAAUGUACUGUUUGUGCAGGAGCUGUAUAUGUAUAUGUGUGAGUGUGUCAGUGUGUUUGCAUGCAUGUGUGCAUGUUAAGACAAAACAAAAGAGAACAAGAGAGGAUAUUUAUUUACUGCCAAAUACAUGAGGUUUACCCAGGCACCGGUUUACAAAGAUGGGAGCACACAAGGUUAAUGUUUACUUAAUAAGUAUUACGUAGAGGCACAUAGAAGUUGACUGAGUGAAUGGAUUUUCAAAAUAAAAGCAUAAUGGUUUUGCCUCUAAUCCAUUUUGUUGCCAUGCUAGCUCUGUGUGGGUCAGCAGGUUGGUCCACCACGUCUGUCCAGACUGGAUUAUCUCAAUAACUAUCAAAUAAAUUGCCAUAAAAUGUUGAGCAGUCGUUCACGGUGCACUGAGGAUGAACCCUAAUGACUCCUGUGAUCCCCUGACUUUCUAUCUGGCGCCACCAGCAGGUCAAACUUAGCUAGCCUGUUAAAAUUGGCACUGUGUGUAUGUUAGCAUGCUAAUGUUAGCAUUUAGGUCAAAGCGCCGCAGUGCCUCAGUACAGCCUCACAGAGGCGCUAUCAUGGCUGUAGUCUCAGUUUUGUUAAAUUUCAUAUUUCAAAAUAAACAACACAAAAUAAAAAAGAACAGACAAAAAGCAAAAAACAUACAUGUGUGUAUAUAUGCCAUCAUCUUCAAAUAAAUGUCUAAUAUUUCAAUCCUA